Xenopus laevis (African clawed frog) is the source of this 4206-nucleotide messenger RNA. It is a transcript of the gene hspa12b.L, whose product is annotated as heat shock protein family A (Hsp70) member 12B L homeolog. The coding region runs from base 278 to 2323 and encodes 681 amino acids. The record is from RefSeq and is a predicted model, not a curated record. Lineage: Eukaryota; Metazoa; Chordata; Amphibia; Anura; Pipidae. The transcript has 13 exons.
UCACUCACUCACUCACUCACUUACAUGUGGGACGGCAAUUUAAACCAGGGCUGAGCUGGGAGUGACUGGGACUAGAGGGGCUGAGCCUUCCAGUGGGAGAGAAGAAGAAAGGGACAAUGUUUGGGGCAUAAUCAGCCCCUUCUGUCUGGAGCAAACUGGGAGCUGAGAAUAAGAUCCUACUCCAGGGCAACAAGUCUCUGAUUCCAUUAAGUCAGAUCUGCAGGAGAUCCUAUUGGAGCAGAAGGAGGAGACUUGGAUCCAGCGCCCAGGAGAGAAGAUGUCGGCUGUGCUGGAGAGAAGGAUGGACAGUCUGCAGAUAGGUACCAAUAUGGACCGUUCCUGCACUCCCUCACCCCCCAACUCACCCAGUCUACAGAAUGAGAGCUGUAACAUUGCCCCACUCACCCCAUCCCAGUCCCCGAGGAGCGAACAGAGGUCAGUAAGAAGAUCUCCAUUUUUCGUGGUUGUUGCUAUUGAUUUUGGGACGACAUCCAGCGGCUACGCCUUCAGUUUCUCUAAAGACCCGGAAGCCAUUCACAUGAUGAGGAAAUGGGAAGGAGGAGAUCCAGGAGUGGCCCACCAAAAAACUCCCACCAGCCUGCUGCUUACCCCCGAUAAGGCCUUUCACAGCUUCGGAUAUACAGCCCGGGACUAUUACCAUGACCUGGACCCAGAAGAAGCCCGGGACUGGCUGUAUUUUGAGAAGUUUAAGAUGAAAAUACACAGUACCAGUGAUCUCACCAUGAAAACAGAACUAGAGGCCGUCAACGGGAAGAAAGUCCAAGCGAUGGUGGUGUUUGCGCAUGCUCUACGCUUCUUCAAGGAGCACGCAGUGCAGGAACUGAAAGACCAGUGCCCGGCCCUGAAUGAGAAGGAGGCCAUACGAUGGGUCCUCACAGUGCCAGCCAUCUGGAAACAGCCGGCCAAGCAGUUCAUGAGAGAGGCUGCCUAUCUGGCUGGUUUGGUGUCUCCAGAAAACCCUGAGCAGCUGUUAAUUGCCCUGGAACCAGAAGCUGCCUCCAUAUACUGCCGAAAGCUCAGGCUCCACCAGCUCAUUGAUCUCAGCAGCAAGGCCAUAAUCAAUGGCUACCCUUCUGAUCGAUCCAUAGACUCCAGCUUCAGGCAAGCGAGAGAGCAGCUCAGGCGGUCUCGGCACAGCAGAACUUUCCUGGUGGAGACGGGGAUGGGAGAGCUGUGGUCAGAAAUGGAGGCAGGGGACCGUUACAUUGUAGCUGACUGUGGAGGGGGCACGGUGGAUCUGACAGUCCAUCAGAUUGAGCAGCCAAAGGGGACUCUGAAGGAACUCUACAAAGCUUCCGGGGGUCCAUAUGGAGCCAUUGGAGUGGACCUUGCCUUUGAGAAGAUGCUGUGCCAGAUAUUUGGAGAAGACUUCAUCCAAACCUUCAAAGUGAAACGUCCGGCAGCCUGGGUAGAUUUAAUGAUCGCCUUCGAGGCUCGGAAGAGGACAGCAGCCCCGCAGAGAUCCAACCAUCUGAAUAUCUCUUUACCAUUCUCCUUCAUCGACUUCUACAGGAAGAACAAGGGGCAGAACGUGGAGACGGCCCUGAGAAAAAGCAGUGUCAACUUUGUGAAAUGGUCCUCCCAGGGCAUGCUACGGAUGUCUUCUGAGGCCAUGAAUGAACUGUUCCAGCCAACUAUCCGUCAGAUUGUCCAGCACAUAGAUGACCUCAUGAAGAAGCCAGAGGUGAAAGGCAUCAAGUACCUCUUUCUGGUUGGUGGUUUUGCGGAGUCUCCCAUGUUGCAGAACGCCGUCCAAUCAGCUUUCAGCAAUAUCUGCCGGGUCAUCAUCCCUCAAGACGUUGGCCUCACCAUACUGAAAGGAGCCGUCCUUUUUGGCCUUGAUCCUACCAUUGUCAGAGUAAGGCGUUCACCUCUCACCUAUGGCGUUGGGGUCCUCAACAAGUUCGUAGAAGGAAAACAUCCGCCGGAUAAACUCCUUGUGAAAGAAGGGAAGAACUGGUGCACGGAUAUCUUCGAUAAGUUUGUGUCUGUGGAUCAGUCGGUGGCUCUGGGAGACAUAGUCCAGCGGAGCUACUGCCCGGCCAGGAAUGGUCAGCGCAAAAUAAUCAUCAAUAUCUACUGCUCUUCAACAGAUGAAGUGGUGUACAUCACCGAUCCUGGAGUCAGGAAGUGCGGCACCAUUAACCUCGAUCUGCCAGAUAUAAAUGAGGCGAAUGGGAAGACGGGGCGCCGGGAGAUUAAAGCCAGCAUGCAGUUUGGGGACACGGAAAUCAAAGUAACAGCCAUGGAUGUCAAAAGCUCAAAGACUGUACGAGCUGCCAUAGACUUCCUUUCCAACUGAGCAAAGACUUUACUUCUUUAGUUCUAGAGAGGUUGCAAUAAAACCCUUGUGCCAUUCCAGAAGACCAUCCUGAUGGACAACCAUAGGAACCUUCCACCUUGGCAAGACAACGUACAUACUGUAAUUAGUUGACCCUGAAAUAACUUCACCGUGGCAUGAUGUAAAACCACCACUGAGACAUCUCCUAUUAUGUACAAUGGAAGCCUUAACAGUACCAAAAAAUUGUUAGAUAAGGGAUCAGUCAUUCAGCCCUGAUGCAAAAAUGUCCUAUCUGAUGUUUGGUAACCAUGAGUUUUCUCAUAGACACCUUUUAAUUCAUUGUUCUUCAUUAUGGUCACUAGAUAAUGACGUUGUAUUCAAAUCUAAUUAUCAAGGCAACAUACAUGUUCAAUUAUCGAAUAAAUUAUGAUAUUAGGUUGUGGGCCCAGCCUGAAGACCAGUUAGGGGGAGAUUUGGGGUGAGUGCUUAUUUGUGCCCUGGGUACCCCUGGAACUAUAGCAGGGUGACUGUUACCCCAAUUUUUCUAUGUAUCUGUAACCUUGUUAUGAGCUAAGGGGGCCCAGUCUGAAGGUCAGUUAGGGGGAGAUUUGGGGUGAGUGUUUAUUUGUGCCCUGGGUACCCCUUGAACUAUAGCAGGGUGACUGUUACCCCAAUGUUUCUAUAUAUCUGUAACCUUGUUAUGAGCUAAGGGGACCCAGUCUGAAGGUCAGUUAGGGGGAGAUUUGGGGUGAGUGUUUAUUUGUACCCUGGAACUAUAGCAGGGUGACUGUUACCCCAAUGUUUCUAUAUAUAUGUAACCUUGUUAUGAGCUAAGGAGGCCCAGCCCGAAGGCCCUUUAGGGGGAGAAUUGGGGAAAAUUCUUAUUUGGGCCCUGGGUACCCCUGGAACUAUAGCAGGGUGACUGUUACCCCAAUAUUUUUAUAUAUCUGUAACCUUGUUAUGAGCUAAGGGGGCCCUGCCUGAAGGCCAGUUAGGGGGAGAUUUGGGUUGAGUGGUUGUGCCCUGGGUACCCCUGGAACUACUGCAGGGUGACUGUUACCCCAAUAUUUCUAUAUAUCUGUAACUUUGUUAUGAGCGAAGGGGGUCCAGCCUGAAGGUCAGUUAGGAGGAGAUUUGGGUUGAGUGCUUAUUUGUGCCCUGGGUACCCCUGGAACUAUAGCAGGUUGACUGUUACCCCAAUGUUUCUAUAUAUCUGUAACCUUGUUAUGAGCUAAGGGGGCCCUGCCUGAAGGCCAGUUAGGGGGAGAUUUGGGUUGAGUGGUUAUUUGUGCCCUGGGUACCCCUGGAACUAUAGCAGGGUGACUGUUACCCCAAUGUUUCUUCAUAACUGUAACCUUGUUAUGAGCUAAGGGGGCCCAGCCUGAAGGCAAAUUCGGGUGCUUCUUUAUUGCCUUGGAUAGCCCCAAACCUACAGUAGAGUAAAUGUUAACAUCAGUGUUUCUAUAUAUCAAUAACCAUAUCUCAAACAAAGGGAAACGGGGACUUUUUUAAGCCAAAAGGAAGGAUGAAACAAAGAAUAUCAUGUUUUAUAAAGCCCUUUAACUUUACAGGCAUAUUGAAAACUAGGAAAUAUCAUCAGCCCAAUAAAUUUUGCCUCGUGGAUUUUCAACUGGAACCCACCACUUGUGUUUGUGUGAGGAACUGUAACAUAUAUAUAUAUUUUUUGUAAAUUCUCGAACAUUCGUUAUUAUUUUACUAAAGUUAACCGGAUUUCUGAAGUCUCACAAUGCUGAAUUUUUUUUCACACUUUUCUACUAAGAAUAUUUUAUAAAAGAAAUGUACUCAAAUUUUAUUUUUGUAUUUCUAAUCACAGUUAUAUUGUGUUUAUUUGUACGGAUAAAGCACAGUGUAUGACUCGGAGUAUAAUAAACAUAUUAUCAGGA